AUAUCUAAUCGGUUACACUUUUCAUAUCACAAUUCUUCCCUUUAGUUUACAAUCGGUGAUUUAGUCUAGUGAUCAACGCGUAAGACUUACACCACUGAUUCGUUCAGGUUUUAACGAUGCUAAUGCAAUGCCGCUGAAGGAUCCCAAAGUCUCGACUGAUGAUCGGACGUACUUUAUCUCAUACACUGAUACAAUAUAGCGGAUUUAGCAAGUUUGUAAGUGAAGAGACCAGUUCUUUAAAGAAUCGAUAAACUAUGAAUCCGCAAAACAAAAAUGAUGCCUAUCAGAUAAUUUCGGAAGACGAAGAGGAGACAUUCGCAGUAAGUGACGACAGCGGUGAUGAAACGACAAAGAAAUUACGUACAAGAGACAAGUGCAUUACGUGUUCCGCUGAAGAGGGAGUUUUAAACUUGACUGAUAUACCCGUGCAUUCUGAUCCGCCAUCAACGGGUACUGGAGAAUCAAACAAAUGGGACGUCUUACCGGAGACAUCGCAGAACGACGUGACAUCAAGUGACCUUGACUUCUGGAAUAACACUUUCAAGGUCACGAAGGUCGUUUUCGCAUUUGUCUUGUUCGUUAUCGUCCUCGGAACUGCCAUAAUCUCGAAGGGAACGCUGGUUCUGAUCGUCUCCAACACUUUCCCGCCAAAUGCUCUACAUAACUCGAGUCUGAAGACGGUAAACGGAUACUUCCGGCACCACACAACAGACACUGCAACAAGGUAUAUCUGGUCCCUGGUUUUGAUUGUCCUGACUCCCUAUGUCUACAUUAUCAUCUCGUGUCUGCGGCGACUCAUCUUUAAGAAAAUAAAGCCGAUACAAAUCGAGCCUUUGGUUUUGAUGCUCGUGACGGAGACUACGCACUCAGUCGGACUGAGUAUCUUUCUGUUUGUCCUAUUGCCAAAUCUAGACCCUGUUUCCGGUUCCGCUUUCUGCAUGAGUGCGGCUCUUAUUCCCGCCAUACUGAACCUCGUAUAUCCAGACAGUUCACACAAAAAAUCAGAAAAUUCCAAAUGGAAAAUCGUUAGGCGAGUAGUGUCACUUGUUGCCAUGGUAAGCAGUGUGCUUUCCACAGCGUUCUGGGCUGUGAACGUUCACAGGAUGGAGGGAGCGCGGCAGAAGGACCCCCCCGGCCUCCUCAUCUUGUUCAUAUUUGCUCCCAUUUGUGUUUCCAUCACUUGGUGGGAGAAUUUUGUUCCAAAUGGGGACGGAAAUGCCACCGGCCUUAAAAGAAUAAAGCGCCAAUUGCGCGACUGCAAGACCAGGGUCUAUUUGAUCGUGUACACGUGGAAAAUCGCCGUCACGAUUGCCGUAGUAACCGUCAUUUACACCGUGGACUGCGCCGACGGAACAAGCUGCCUUGAAACGCUCUAUUACGUCCGACACAACGCGACGCUGCUAUCCGAAACGUUUGGAAAAACAUUGUUAGUCGAGAACUUCGUGCACGGAGAAUGCUCACCUUAUCUACCGCUGUUCGUCGCCAUCGUGAAUAUCUUGUCAAGCUUUGUCUGUUACAAGUGUUGUGUCGUCGCCACCAAAAUCCGCACUCAGAUCCCGAGUUUCUCGCUGCCUAUCGUGCUGGCCACCCCUAUAACGGUCGCCAUCAUGACCACCGAGUUGAUGCAAAACGAGCUAUCAAUGACCUCCGGGUGUUACCUCCUUUUUCCAAGAUGGAUGGAUGGACAUGCCUUCGAUUGGUCACUGAUUGUGGCGAGCAUCAUGGGAUAUACGACAAUUGUCAUGGUGACUUCGUACAUUUGGCGGCAUACAAAGCAGCGCAUGCAACGAAAACAUCAAAUAUUCGUACAGCCGAUGUACUGCGGCGUUCUGCUAGAACAGUCGUUGCUCCUGAACAGACAGAAAGAAAAGGGUGACACUAAGGCAAUCGAUGUCAAGAUGAAGGAGAGCAAGGUGCCGACAUCGGACAACAUCGAGAUGUCACAACCCGGAGAGCAGGGCUCCCAUAGCCCUCUGCGAAAAGACGACACACCUUUCAUAUACGUUUGCGCCACCAUGUGGCAUGAGACCGAGAACGAGAUGACACAGAUUAUCAAGUCGCUGUUAAGACUGGACAAAGAUCAGUGCUCUAGGGUGCGCUUUCAAGAGGACUUCUCUGGUGCCAGCGAUCCAGACUAUUACGAAUUUGAGGCCCACAUAUUCUUUGAUGACGCGUUUAAAAAGUCACGCGCUAAUGUUUACGUAAAACAACUGAUGAAGACGAUCGAUGAUGCAAUCAGUUCCUUCCACACUGAUUAUAUAAAGAUCCGGCCUCCAAAAAAGAUCGUUACGCCUUAUGGGGGUCGGUUGGUGUGGCGACUGCCCGGGCGUAACAAGCUGAUCGCGCAUUUGAAGGACAGCGAAACAAUACGUCACCGGAAAAGAUGGAGUCAGGUGAUGUACAUGUACUACUUCCUGGCCUAUAAACGGCUCUCGAUUGGUGAGGGGAAGGAGCGCAUGGCCGACAACACGUUUAUCCUCGCACUCGACGGCGACGUCGACUUUCAGCCGUCAGCGCUGCAGCUGCUCUUAGACCGAAUGCGGCGGAACACGAACGUCGGCGCCGCGUGUGGCAGAAUACACCCGAUCGGUUCCGGACCUAUGGUCUGGUACCAGAAAUUCGAAUACGCAGUCAGCCAUUGGCUCCAAAAGGCAACCGAGCACGGGCUAGGCUGCGUCCUGUGCAGCCCCGGAUGUUUCAGCCUCUUCCGGGGCUCCUCCCUUAUGUUCGUCAUGAAGCGCUACACGACGCCACCUACAGAGGCACGCCAUUAUGUGCAGUAUGACCAAGGAGAAGACCGCUGGUUGUGCACGCUACUGCUUCAGCAAGGAUACCGCGUGGAGUACUGUGCCGCAUCGGACGCUCUGACGUACGCACCGGAAGGAUUCUACGAGUUCUACAACCAGCGCCGCCGUUGGACUCCCUCCACCAUGGCAAACAUCCUUGACCUUCUCAUGGACUUCAAGAACAUCACCAAGCGCAACAGCGAAAUAUCAAUGCUUUACGUCUGCUACCAGGUGCUUCUCAUGGUUUCCUCCAUCCUCACGCCAGGCACCAUCUUCCUUAUGGUCCUCGGUGCCAUCAACAUAGCGUUCCCUCAACUGUCCCUAUACUGGGCUCUCGUACUCAACCUAAUCCCUGUCGCCAUCUUUAUCCUCUUGUGUUUCGUUGCCAAGAGCGAAAUUCAACUUGCUUAUGCCGCCAUCUUAUCGACGGUCUACUCGUUGGUGAUGAUGCUGGUGAUAGUUGGGCUUAUAAAGCAGGCGGCAGAGAACGGCUUCUGUUCCGUCAUCAACAUCUUUUUGUGCUUUGUCGCUGGCGUAAUGAUCGUUUCUGCUUUAAUUCAUCCUCAGGAGUUCUGGUGUAUCGUCCACGGGUACCUCUACUUCCUCGCCAUCCCCUCAAUGUCGAUGCUGCUGAUGCUUUACUCCAUCGGAAACCUGCACGUGGUGUCCUGGGGAACCAGGGAGGAUCCGAAGCCUACCGCAGAUCAAAAGCCAGGCGAGGCCGAUCAAACCCCGCCCCAAAAGAAAUGGUCGAUGCAGGGAUUGCUGGACAAGAGCGGAUUGUCGAGGUGUGUUUGUUGCCCACAAGAGACGCCGGACACCGUAGAUAUGAAACUGAGCGCUAUCUUGGAACGCCUGGAUGACCUUGAAGCUAAGCUCGUUGAUCCGUCCUCCGAUCACAAGACAAAUGGAAAUGAGUCGGAAGCAUCAGACUUGUUCAAAGAUACCAAAGAGAGAAACGCAGAUGACAACAGCAACCGUGUGCAACAUGGACCGGGUCAAUGGACACAGGACCCUGAUUUCCAGAAGAGCAUAACCGAAAUACUCCCCAUCGAGGAAGUGACCUUCUGGCGAGAGCUUAUCGACACUUACCUGUUUCCGAUUGAAGUUGAUAAGAAGCAACAGAAGAAAACGGAGUCGGAACUGAUAGAACUGAGAAACAAGGUGUGUCUAUUCUUCCUCCUCGUGAACGCACUCUUCGUGACGAUCGUCUUCUCCCUACAGCAAGUGAACGCCGACUCCGGCGGCAACAUCUCCAUACAGUUGCCCUGCGCCGCCGGAGGACGCGGGGCGUCCAUUGAGCCCAUCAGCAUCGCGUUCACCGCCGUGUUUGGGGUACUCCUGACAAUACAGUUUCUAUGCAUGUGUAUUCAUCGGAUGUCCACGUUCCUUGAAAUACUCUCCAUAACGGAACUUGGACUAUUCACGUCGAAACGCGCGCAGACAUCCAAAGACUCCACUGUCCCGGUCAAAGACGGACUGAAGUUAGUUCAAAAUAUGCUGACGGUAAAAGACGACGACUUAAAACCAGAAGAUCCUUCAGUCGGAAAUGUUGCAGGAUUUACAGCCGCCACAGACGACACGGACGAAGCCGGCGUGAUGCAGAAUGUCGUACGCCGGAAAGAGCUGUUGUCCACUCUGACCAGUCGGCGUCGAGUUGACAAAGUGUACAGCUCGCUUAACACUACAUACGUGAAAAACUUAAAAAAAUUACAAUCCGAAGAAACACACAGACAAGGGUUCAAAUCCGACCGGGGAGAGUUUGGAAAAAUUGACCCCAAGACUGUCCACGCAAUGGCCCGGAUGUCAAUGGACCCCAGAAACAAAAGAUCUAUUAUGCAACGAGGUGUCGUCGUCUCCAAAAGUAGGGGUAUAGUGACCCGAAGCGCAAAAAAUGAAUAUUCAAAUGUAUCCUCCUCCGGAUCAUCGCAAGUAACAGCCGGCGAAAUUACUGACAGCCCAUCGAAGGACAAGUUCGAUGAGAGGACCAGUAACGGAAUGGAGUCCGAAAAUGCGUCCAGUAAGCUUUAAGCUUGCAUAAACAAAUGUGAUCACAGACGAAAGAUAUUUUAAGUACGAUACUGAAAAACUAACACAAACUUAAACGCCAAAUCCAUUAUAAUAUACAUCAGGGGUAGAAUUCUAAGCGCUCAUCAGUCACCUUACACGUAAAAGAGAACAAACGCUGCUGAACAUACAUGACAUAAUUGAACAUGUAUCAUACUAGUGUUUGUGCCAGCAUUUGAUAUUGUACAUAAAAUGAGAGCAAACAUAACGCAAUGAUUGUAGCUGCAAUAAAACAUCUGAAGCAAUUAACCAUAUUGAUGAUACAUUAUUAACGAACAGUGUUUAAUUUUAAAAUACUUAAACAUUUAUGUUACUUUGAAUGUAUGCUUCUGAUGUAUUUGUUUACCAGUUUGUCUUAUAAAUCAUUAUUCAAGACUCCUGGCGUUGUAUGAUUGUAAUCUACUUUGUAUUGUUAUUAAAACUCUUAUUUAG
Dreissena polymorpha is the source of this 5285-nucleotide messenger RNA. RefSeq names its product chitin synthase chs-2-like. Lineage: Eukaryota; Metazoa; Mollusca; Bivalvia; Myida; Dreissenidae. The coding region runs from base 255 to 4817 and encodes 1520 amino acids. Gene Ontology annotation, molecular function: chitin synthase activity. The transcript has 30 exons. Gene Ontology annotation, cellular component: cell septum; cell periphery. The record is from RefSeq and is a predicted model, not a curated record.